AUGUCCUUGUUCGCCGAGACUCCACAAUUCGAAAUCGCAACAUACCUUUCAAAAUUGCUCGAGGAGAGAACAUAUCAUGUCAUCGAGAGCCUGCGGCAGCACCAGGACUUGGAGGUUUACAAUGCAAUAGCUAUACUGGAGCGACUACGAGAAAUUCUACCCAAAAUUCUUCGAAAACCCUGGAAAUUAAGAACCGACAACUUCCACACGACGAUUAGCAACAAAUUCCUGGAAGACUGGUUAUGCCGCUUUAAGGGUUUCUUCUACAUGACGGAGGACGUAUUCGACGACUUGGAUAUUAUUGUAUUGCCCAGCGACAAACGACAAGGUGAUUAUCUUUCAGCAUUUGGCAAACGGAUGCUAAUUUGUAAGAAAGCGAUAGCAAAAUUACCGGAGGUCAUCGAUGCAGCCACUGGUCUCCUCGGUGAAAAUAAGAAUCUUAUGGAGGGGAUGAGAGAAUUCGAACAAAUCUUAUACAGAAGAUGGAAGGAGCAACAGGUCACCAGUUCGGAACUCCCCACGUUGCCUUACAAAGUUAGGGAGUUGAAAGGACGAGCUGGGGAGGAGAAGAAGAUACUAGAGGCGCUACUUCACAAAGAAGAAGGAGAAUCAAAGAAGUCAACUAGAUUGAUCAGGAUCGCCGGCCCGGUGGGAAUAGGGAAGACGGAACUUGCCCGGGCUGUUUAUAACAGUGCACAAGUAGAAGCUGAAUUCGAUGUCAGGGCAUGGAUUUACAUGGGCAACCAUCAUCGUGACGACAAUUGGCUUACACUUCAAAGGUCAGAACCUGCCUCCGUCGACAAAUCAAGCAAACUUCAGAGACUCAAUGGAUUAGCAAUUUUUAACAUUUUCGAUACCUUGGAAAGAGAAUUACAAAGCAAGAAGGUGUUGAUCGUCCUGGACAACCUAGCGGAUAAGGCAGAGCACUCUUCUUAUUUAGGGACUUUCCGGAGCUUCAGAGCAACAGAGGAUUGCAGAAUAAUAGUGACUACCCAAUUUGAAUAUGUAGGCCGUGUAAAUGCGUCGUUGAAUGUGGAAUUGGAUGGGUUGGAAGAGGAAGAGUAUUUGGAAUUGUUCAAGGAAUGCGCAGCGCUCGGUGACAAAAAUCACGACAAAUAUCCAGCUGAGUUAGAAAAUACGUGCAAAGAAAUUGCUAAAAGGUUUGGAGGCAAUCCCUUGGCUGCUGUGAUGAUAGGGCGUCACCUGAAGUGGCACCAAAGUGAAGAUCGCUGGAGGGUAAUCUCCCGUAGCAAUUUGGGAAUGAUUGAUCCAACAGAAAGCAACAUUAUAUCAGUGUUGAAACACAGUUACGAGGAACUCACUGGGAAUCAGAAGCAAUGUUAUCUUGCUUGUGCUCUGUUUCCGAAGAAUUAUCCUUUUAAACAAAAUCAGUUGUUUGAGAUAUGGAAAGCCAUUGGAUGUUGUUCACAUACAUCUAAUCAGUGGUCUUGGGCAUGGACGGACAUUGAACCAUUUUUUGUCAGUUCAGCGAGAAAGGAUGGCGAGUUCAUUCUCCAUGCUAUUUUUCAUGAGCUUGCAGACUACAUAUGUGAUGGUGACUUUUUUAGACUUGAGGAUGAAAUUAAGGAAGAAGAUGGCAUAGAAAUCCCAGACAAAGCCCGACACGUGUAUGUUACAGCAGAUAAUUUUGUCAAAAUAUACAAAGUAUUGCAAGAGAAGACGCACUUGCGCAGUCUUGUCAUCUGUGGAGUUCUAUCCUCUAAAGAACACAAGUCAAGCUUCAUGGGAUUGCUAGAAGAGGUGUUGCAGAAUUUGGAAGGCUUGAGGCUAUUGAUGAUCUCUGUGCUUCCGACUGGGAAAUUGCCUGAUGCAAUUGGUAGUCUGAGACAUCUUCGAUACUUGGAAUUACCUAUAGACAAACACACACUAACGAAGGAAUCAUUUCUAGAGCUUCCUACUUGGAUAUCAGAUGAUGGAUUUGCUGGUUUAAGGAAACUUCAGAAUCUUGAGGAGCUAAGAGGAGCAAUUCAAAAGCUUAAAACUGGUGAAUCAAGUCACUCAUUUAAAUCAAUUGGUCCAGAGCUUUCAUAUAGGGAAUCAAGUGAUCCAUCUGAUCAGCUCUUCCGCCCCUGA
Molecule: messenger RNA, 2094 nt
Organism: Zingiber officinale
Lineage: Eukaryota; Viridiplantae; Streptophyta; Magnoliopsida; Zingiberales; Zingiberaceae
Product: putative disease resistance protein At3g14460
Exons: 1
Coding region: 1-2094 (697 amino acids)
Biological process (GO): defense response to other organism
Molecular function (GO): ADP binding
Source: RefSeq, a predicted model, not a curated record